GUAAUUUAUUUCUUUAUUUUACUAUUUUUGUUUAUUUGUUAGGUUGUUCUUAAUACAGAAUAGACAAUCGUGCAACUGAUUUAGGUCUAGCGUAUGAAUGUCUUAUAGAUAUCGAUCUAAAACUUUUUUGGCAAUUAGUACCUUGGUGAGCCGAUCGGAGAUGUCCUACAAGAGAAAAACACAAACUAAUAGAAAAAAUUCGAAAAAACUUAAAACAGAAAAAAACAGUGGAGAAUAUUGUUUUCCUCAAGACAGAUGUAUGCUUAAUGAUUCUCAUGAUUUCAUCAGUGACCUGUCCAAAGUCCAGUCAGAUGAUGUUGAAGGUCCACUAAUUGGUGAUCAUGAAACUCAGGAGUCAGAAGGUGGAGAAGCUGAUCUACACAAACAUCUUGCUCACUGUAAGAAGAAUCCAGGUCAUAAACAGUUUAUACCUAUUGAUACAUUCACCUUGAAACAUUUACCUGAAGAUCUUCAACACUAUGACUUUUAUGAAUGCAUCAAAGUUAUAGCUGACCUGACAGUUAGAGUAAGUGUUUUAAUAAACAGUCCACACAGACCAAAGUUUUGGCCGGAGACAACUGAACCAUAUCCAUUUUAUAACAUGAGUGAGAGAAGAAACUGUAGGACAGGAAGUGGAAGAGUCUGGCAUGUAAACAAGUUUCAAGAUGGAGUCAGACAAGAUAAAGGUUAUAGAGAUAUUGACUACACAAAGUGUUGGUGUAGAAAGUGUGAAAAUUCAGACUCACCCAGCAAUGUGUGGUGGGAGUUUGAUGUGGACACAGCCACACAUGUGGUUUUUGAUGACAUCGAGGCCAGCCAUACGACCUUGAGAUUGUUUUUUGAUAGUGAUAAAAGUCCAGUGGUUAAUGUUGAUAAGGUCAGUGUUAAAUAUGUUAACAUUGAGGAUGACUUUUGUUGGUUGAAAUGUGUGACAUGUGACAAAAAUGUAGGAAAUAAACUUAUGAACAUGUGGGAACAUUUUGAAAAUGUCUGGGAGAAAGUCUGUAAUAAAUACUCUGCUUCCGGAUCUAAACACAAGUUUACCUUUAUAGUGUCACAUCCUCAUGGAUGUUCUAAACAGGUCAGUCUUGGUUAUUGGAAGGACAGACACAAAGUGGGUGUUAGAUCUAAGUUUACUUAUACCACUUGUAAAUGUCCAGGAAGUAGUGGAGCAUAUGUUCACUGUCUAGGGUUUGCUAACUGGACUUCGUCUGAUCUUGUCCACAGUGGAAGUCUCAAGUCUGGAUUAAAUUGCAGUGGAAUUGGUCGUGUCUAGUGAGUUGUUUUCCUUAUGAGUUGUCAAAAAUUAUUUUGAGAACCUUUGACAUUCUGAACUUCAUAUAUAAACAUUUUUUUAAAAAGUUUUGAAAUAAAUACAUUUAUAUUUUUUGUUAAAUAUUUGAGUCUAUUUUUAGACAUUACAAAUUUUAAUCUAAUGAUUUGGUCAACUUAUGUAUUGUUAUGUUUAUAAAGGCUGUCUUCAAAAUAACAAUUUUUGUUUCUUUUUAUAACUAUGUUAAUAUUUCUAACUUACAUCUUGUCACAGUCUUAGUUGACAUUGCAUGAUCUAAAGUUCACGUCAUGUUAAGAGUUGAAAAGACACGUGGAAUUCCUGAUGUAGAAAACAGGAAGUAGAAUGAAUAAAGUUGACUUGAGUUCAGUCAGUCAAGUCGAGCAGUCAAGUGAAGUCAAGUUAGUAAAAGUCAAGUGGUAUUCUUUGGACCGAGUGGUCAAGUAUAUUUUGGUCCGGGAUGGACAGUAGCGACUUAGAAAAGUCUGUAGUAAUUGCAGUUAGGAAGUAAUUUAUGGGCAGUUGUUGCCAGUGGUCUUUUUGAGACAUGUAUUAGUUGAUCUAUAUUUCUGCACAGUGUUACCCGCUGAGAUGCGGACGUGAUUUGUGAUUAACGUAUUGGACAUUUUUGAUACCGCUGUUAUGCUGAUAGGAUUGUUUAUUAUUUCUUGACUUGUAGCACUAACAAGGAGUAUUAUUAUUAUUGUGUUGUAAAAUAAACUUUAUAUUUGUCUGCUGAAA
This is a messenger RNA of Biomphalaria glabrata, 2032 nucleotides long. RefSeq lists its product as uncharacterized. The transcript is spliced from 5 exons. The record is from RefSeq and is a predicted model, not a curated record. Bases 98 to 1276 code for a protein of 392 amino acids. NCBI's taxonomy places the organism in Eukaryota, Metazoa, Mollusca, Gastropoda, Planorbidae.